Molecule: messenger RNA, 504 nt
Organism: Dibothriocephalus latus
Lineage: Eukaryota; Metazoa; Platyhelminthes; Cestoda; Diphyllobothriidea; Diphyllobothriidae
Source: the annotation of a GenBank genome assembly
AUGACAACUAAUGUAUCAUCCUCCAUAGAUAGGCUUACUGCCGGAGUAGAUACAUUGCCAAACAUAUCACAGAUUAGGUAUCCCAAACAUGGGCCAGAAGACCCUUCGUGCAUGAGAUGCGCUGACGAUUUGGAAGGCGAACGUUGUCCGAAACGGGGAAUCAUUGUGUGUGAAGUGUGCGGCAAAAGUUUUAAACAAAAGUCUACAUUAAAAAGGCAAAUCGCUGCCGUCCACAAAGAACUGCGAAACUACGUCUGUGAAGUCUGCGGCCAAGACUUCACACGGAAGACAACCAUGAAUAAACACAUUGACGUUAUCCACAAGGGGCGGCGAGACUUUGUGUGUGACGUGUGUGGCAGAACCUUUGCUGGGAAGUCAAACCCGAAUCGGCAUAUGGACCUGGUCCACACGGAACUGCGACCCUUUGUGUGUGAGGUAUGCGGCGAAGAUUUCAAACAGAAGAAAGUCCUGAAUGAGCACAUUGAUGCCGUCCACAAGGAAUAA